Molecule: messenger RNA, 1407 nt
Organism: Pyrenophora tritici-repentis Pt-1C-BFP
Lineage: Eukaryota; Fungi; Ascomycota; Dothideomycetes; Pleosporales; Pleosporaceae
Molecular function (GO): protein binding
Source: RefSeq, a predicted model, not a curated record
AUGCUUCCAUCUGCGGCCGAACUUGUUGCGCGUUUUCUAAGAGCUAGUGGAUAUACUGAGACGCUGAAUAGCUUUGUUCAGGAGGCCGAAUUGCCUUCUGAUAUCGGAGCAGCUUCCGAUAGUCUCGUCACCAUCGAGUCUAUUCUGGAAGAGAAGAAGAAGUUCGACCUCAGCCUCAGCUUCGAGAAGCUCGGUGUCGAUGAAACGAAUCAGGGAUGGGCCAUCCACGCACCAGUCACCCCGAAAGUCGUGCCGUCCCUACCAAGUCGGUCGAAUAUACUGAGCAUAUCAGUGCUCGAUCUCAAGCUGCCAUCAGUAACAGAGAUCAAACAGUAUGUUGGCGUCACCACUGCUGAUCGACAACUACACUUGAUGGAUCCAACGACAAAUUCGCUCGAUGUUGUGCACACAUUCUCCGGUUUUCAGGAUUCGCCGACACUGGAUCUUGUAGCUGUGGAUUCAACACAUCUGCUAAUCGCCUCAAUGUCCGGAAAGCUGACGCUAUUCGACACUGUCAACAACAGGAUAUUAGAGGAACGCAAAGAUCAUUCAAAGUAUCUAGUCAAGCUCUCAAUGUGGUCUUCCAAUGGCAGCUCCAUACUAGUUGCUAGUUCAGGAUGGGAUGCUAAGAUAAUACUAUAUCAGAUGGAUGUCAGCGCCGAGAAACCACAGCUUGGAGAUCCAAUAGCAACGUUGGAUUUGCCAAGCAUUCCAGAAUCGACUGUAUUCGUCACCUUGCCCGGGGAUGGGACUCCAGCUCUGGUAGUCGCUCGGAGAGAUUCUACGUUUCUACACUAUUACGCUGUACCCAGCCCAGAGUCACUGGCUUUCACUCUGAUUGGCAAGCAGAACCUUGCUCCACACUCUAAUGCUUGGAUUGCAUUCACACCAUCAGACAUACAAAUCUGUCCCACAAACCCACAGCUAGCAGCCAUCGCUACCUCCAGUACGCCGCAUAUGAAGCUACUGAUAGUGAAGCUACUACUCCCUCCCACAUAUUCCUCAAUGACUGUCACGGAAGCUAGUUUAGCCAUGGAAGUAUCCGUGACACAGGCGUCGCAAGCACGAGCUGAGCUAGCCACUGCAGAUAAAGAGGAAGCUGCUAUAUUAGUCAACGUUUCCACUCUAGCGCCACAAACGGCUUAUUCCACUCCACGCCUAGUUUGGCGCCCAGAUGGUACAGGUGUUUAUGUGAGCUCGGAUGACGGAGUAGUCCGCGGCCUUGAAGCAAGGAGCGGGAAACUCAUUUCUUCCCUACAUGCACACGAACCAGGGUCAAAGUUGCGAUGUCUCUGGGCGGGUUAUUUGACGGGGACCGCUACUCAAGUUUCAGACGAUCAAAGCAAUACCGAAUACUUGAUAAGCGGUGGCUUUGAUCAGAAGCUCAUCGUCUGGAGUCCUUCUUAA